This is a messenger RNA of Fusarium musae, 1812 nucleotides long. RefSeq lists its product as uncharacterized. Bases 1 to 1812 code for a protein of 603 amino acids. The record is from RefSeq and is a predicted model, not a curated record. NCBI's taxonomy places the organism in Eukaryota, Fungi, Ascomycota, Sordariomycetes, Hypocreales, Nectriaceae. The transcript has 2 exons.
AUGGACGUGAACUACACCGCUAUCACAGACUACUACAUGAUCAGAUGUUUCAGCGGAGGAAACUUUUACGUCUGCAAGAAACCUUCGACUAACUUAGAUCCAUCGUUGUACCCCAUCUUGUUUGCCGCCUUGGUCGGACGGUUUUAUCGGGUAUUCGGCAGAUGGUGCCUUGAAAGCCGCGGCGGUGUGAACCUACCUGUUUUAGAGCAGUUGAUCGGCAGCCAGAACUUGGCUACCGCCAUUGAGCGAAUUUUCGUAAUACGGACAAAUGCCGUUGUUGGUCUUAUAAUCCUUACUUCAUGGCUUCUCUCGCCUUUGGGUGGACAGAGCUCGUCGAGACUGCUCCAAGAUGCAAAGUUCGACUUGGUAUCGAAUGGAACGGUCUACUACGCUGAUCCGGCAUAUCAAGUGUCCCACUCGAGAUGGAUUGAUUACCGACAUAGCGUUGGCGCAACGUACGCUGCGAGUUUACUGUCGUCUUCGAAGCAGAAAGCAUCGCCGAGGGAUAUCUGGGGGUUGCCGAAAAUCCCCCAGUUGUCACAGGAAAGACUUGAUGAUGGCUCAUACGAUCUCUAUGAUGUGAACAAAUCCGACUUGGUCUCGGGAAAGGCCUCUUAUGCUUCAUUGCUGGGUAUCAAGAUUCAAGGCCUCGUCAGACCAAACGAGCCUACCAAGUUCAACUUUACGAUACCAACCUCAUAUUUCCACGUCGGUUGCGAUUUCAUCGACAGCUUCGACCCGUUACGAGGAAAGUUAACGAAGAAUCAAACAAAUAUCGUCGAUCUGUUCUACAAAUACCCCAGCUUCUCUGCCUUCAACAUCCUCCCUCAGUCUUGGUUCAACGCUGAAGGUGAAGAGGAUGACAUUAACUCACCAUAUCAAUUCAUAUACGUCAAGCAGAUGCGCGGCUCUCAACUUUACGUCGUAAAGUGUGCCACUCGCGAAGUCAAGGUCGAAACAACCAUUCACUGCGGACCAGGAGACCCAGCGACGACUUGCGAAGCACGACAGCAACGGCGGCUUUCUACUGAAAACCAGACUGGAAGUUCUCUGUUCCCCCCUUCGAUCACGCGAAGCGAUCUACGGCUCAAAGAGAUGAGUUAUGCUCUGUUUGCUUGGGCGCAGGCGUCCGGUGACAAGGACGGAGUUCAGCCGUCGCCAUCGGAGAUGUACCUGAUGAAAGAUGAAAAUCCGUAUGAAUUUACCAGUCAAUUGCCGUGGACCAAAGAGGAUCUCGCCAAGUUCCCAUAUGUGUUUUCCAGACGAAUGACGACCGCUUUUAACACAUAUUGGGACGCCGGAUUAAAUCCUGGAGGUCAUACCAACGUCUCAUACGGCGCGAUCCCAUCGCAUAACAUGAACGGUCUGGAGACGGGUCAGACCUACAAAGACUCCUUCAUGAACACCACCAUGGGCACAAGAAUAACCACGAUUGAUGUUUACAGCGCGCAACGCGUUUGGGUCAGUCUGUUGCUAUUCACAACAAUGGUGCUGCAAAUUCUUGCCAUUUGCGGCUUCGUUAUCGAAAUUCUGAUCCAAGGCCCGGACGUUCUCGGUUUCGCUAGCACUCUAACCAGAGACAAUCCAUUUGUGCCGCUUCCGGCAGGUGGAUCACAUCUCGACGGACCUGAGCGAGCAAGAUGCUUAAAGAAUAUGAGGCUUGAGCUCGUGGAUGUGCGCCCUGAAGAUGAAACUGGGUAUUUAGCCGUGAGGGCAGUGUCAGCGGCGAAAGGGCAGGAUACGAGCAUGAUUGAAGGGAGCGUAAAAUCGAGAAAGUGGGUGCACUUGAAUAGGAGGAGGCUGUACGAAUAA